Messenger RNA from Blumeria graminis f. sp. triticale, 771 nucleotides. The record is from the annotation of a GenBank genome assembly. Lineage: Eukaryota; Fungi; Ascomycota; Leotiomycetes; Helotiales; Erysiphaceae.
AUGGCUCAAGCUCAAUUGCCUGCCACAAAUGGCAGCUCACUAACCCAUCGAGAUAAACGAGAUCCCGAUUCAUUCAAGCUAAAGUUUUGCACCGUUUGCGCAAGCAACCAGAACAGGUCGAUGGAAUCGCACUUGAGACUUGCAUCCGCCAAUUAUCCAGUCAUAUCGUUUGGAACUGGAUCGUUGGUUCGUCUCCCUGGACCUUCCAUCACACAACCAAAUGUCUAUCAAUUCAACAAGACAUCGUAUGACAGCAUGUACAAAGAACUUGAAGCCAAAGAUCCUCGCCUGUAUCGUGCUAAUGGUCUGCUUAAUAUGCUUGAUAGAAACCGAAAUGUCAAGUGGGGUCCAGAGAGAUGGCAAGAUUGGCAAGUGGGUGUUCCCAGACUUGAGCAUUCUAAAGAUCGCGGAAGUGAGGGGAUUGAGGGAGGGGUCGUGGAUAUAGUCAUAACCUGCGAGGAGAGAUGUUGGGAUGCCGUAGUUGAUGACCUACUUGCUCGCGGCUCUCCUCUCAAUCGACCCGUACAUGUUAUAAAUGUGGAUAUCAAAGAUAACCACGAGGAGGCACUUGUUGGCGGUCGAGGAAUUCUGGACCUCGCUGACUCACUCAACGAAGCUGCUAUCAAAGAACGAACGUUAAACCCGACUGGAUUUGAUACCGGAAACCCGUCAAGUAGGUCUGGAUUUGACGAGCUUGUCCCUACAAUUAUCGGUGAGUGGCAAGAAAGAUGGCCUAACCUACCGGCUGUAUGGACUUUAGCCUGGUUUUAA